This is a messenger RNA of Gadus chalcogrammus (walleye pollock), 3415 nucleotides long. Its product is annotated as mucin-2-like. The transcript has 20 exons. NCBI's taxonomy places the organism in Eukaryota, Metazoa, Chordata, Actinopteri, Gadiformes, Gadidae. Bases 158 to 3415 code for a protein of 1085 amino acids. The record is from RefSeq and is a predicted model, not a curated record.
CUCUCAGUGGACGGAGUGCCGCCACACACCAUCCAGUCCUCCGCGCAGCUUCGAGGAGCCGAAGAUCCACCAGCAGACGCUUCUUGAUUCUGUGUUGUCCUUCUUAUGGUGAUGAUGUGAUCAAGCCUCAGCCAAGAAACCUCCAUUAAAGACAGAGAUGGCGAGGUUGACCCUGGGGCUGUCGGCAUGCAGCCUCCUCCUGCUCUACCUCAUCCUGGAGUCUAAGGAGUCCUUUACUGCUUUGGCUGGCUGGAGACCAGAGGACAUUCCUCCGAAAGAGAUGUUACGCCAGAAAAGAGCGACAGCAGAUGAGGCGACGUUUAACUGGACGUACUUGAUCGACAUCAAAGUGAACGGUUCCUCCGGCCUCAUAGCCGCACUGAACAACAUCAGCCUCCCGGUCCAACUCAACAACAUUACCCAGAUCAGCGAGAUUCAGGUCACCACAGCAUGCACGCCGGUGGGCGCGGGUGAGCAGUGCCGCUGCCAGGAAGGGUUCGCCUGGCCAAUCGAGAGCUGCCUGGCCCACGGCGCCUGUGAUGUCAUCGCCAAGGGUGUCUGCAGCUGCAUCAACGGCCGCCCCGCCGACGGGCAGUCCUGUCAACCAAUCAAAUCACUGCAGGCGGAGGUGGUGUUGGAGGUGGAGGUGGAGCUCCACCUCAUAGACCUGGCCACCCUGGAGACUCUCCGCGCCCGGCUGGAGAACAGCAGCUUCCCUCUGGCCCUCAGUCCUGCUGUCGAGAUCACGGACACCAACAUCACCACAGUUUGCUCUCCAUUCGGGGCUGGGUUCCAAUGCACAUGUGAGGAUCCGUAUCGCUGGCCAUGUGACAAGUGUCUUCUGCAUGGGUCAUGUGACAACAUCACUGAUGAGACGUGUGGAUGCAUCAAUGCCCUUCCUCCUGAUGAAGAAUACUGCCAGCUCUCCCAACUCAUCAAUACAACUUGUCCUAUCACGACUUCUGCACCUCCGUCCACCACUUCUACACCUCCAUCUACUUCUCCACCGCCAUCAACCACUUCUCCACCUCCAUCAACAAGUCCUCCAGUGGUCUAUGAGUACCUGACUACUAUCGAGUUGCAAACCACAAAUGUUACAGUGAUAGAGGAACUGAGGAGCAUCCUGGAUAACAUCAGCUACCCCUUCCCCAUCGACAGCAACAUACUGAUCUCUGAGGUCAACAUCACCACAGUUUGCUCUCCAUUCGGGGCUGGGUUCCAAUGCACAUGUGAGGAUCCGUAUCGCUGGCCAUGUGACAAGUGUCUUCUGCAUGGGUCAUGUGACAACAUCACUGAUGAGACGUGUGGAUGCAUCAAUGCCCUUCCCCCUGAUGAAGAAUACUGCCAGCUCUCCCAACUCAUCAAUACAACUUGUCCUAUCACGACUUCUGCACCUCCGUCCACCACUUCUACACUUCCAUCUACAACUUCUCCAACUCCAUCAACCACUUCUCCACCUCCAUCAACAAGUCCUCCAGUGGUCUAUGAGUACCUGACUACUAUCGAGUUGCAAACCACAAAUGUUACAGUGAUAGAGGAACUGAGGAGCAUCCUGGAUAACAUCAGCUACCCCUUCCCCAUCGACAGCAACAUACUGAUCUCUGAGGUCAACAUCACCACAGUUUGCUCUCCAUUCGGGGCUGGGUUCCAAUGCACAUGUGAGGAUCCGUAUCGCUGGCCAUGUGACAAGUGUCUUCUGCAUGGGUCAUGUGACAACAUCACUGAUGAGACGUGUGGAUGCAUCAAUGCCCUUCCCCCUGAUGAAGAAUACUGCCAGCUCUCCCAACUCAUCAAUACAACUUGUCCUAUCACGACUUCUGCACCUCCGUCCACCACUUCUACACCUCCAUCUACAACUUCUCCACCUCCAUCAACCACUUCUCCACCUCCAUCAACGAGUAGGGCUUUGAAAAGAGUUGGCUUCCUAGCAAACAUCAAAUACACACGUCCUAACCUAAUGUAUUUGAAAUGGAUACUUUCACACGAUGCACCUGUUCUCACUGCAGGUCCUCCAGUGGUCUAUGAGUACCUGACUACUAUCGAGUUGCAAACCACAAAUGUUACAGUGAUAGAGGAACUGAGGAGCAUCCUGGAUAACAUCAGCUACCCCUUCCCCAUCGACAGCAACAUACUGAUCUCUGAGGUCAACAUCACCACAGUUUGCUCUCCAUUCGGGGCUGGGUUUCAAUGCACAUGUGAGGAUCCGUAUCGCUGGCCAUGUGUCAAGUGUCUUCUGCAUGGGUCAUGUGACAACAUCACUGAUGAGACGUGUGGAUGCAUCAAUGCCCUUCCCCCUGAUGAAGAAUACUGCCAGCUCUCCCAACUCAUCAAUACAACUUGUCCUAUCACGACUUCUGCACCUCCGUCCACCACUUCUACACCUCCAUCUACAACUUCUCCACCUCCAUCAACCACUUCUCCACCUCCAUCAACGAGUAGGGCUUUGAAAAGAGUUGGCUUCCUAGCAAACAUCAAAUACACACGUCCUAACCUAAUGUAUUUGAAAUGGAUACUUUCACACGAUGCACCUGUUCUCACUGCAGGUCCUCCAGUGGUCUAUGUGUACCUGACUACUAUCGAGUUGCAAACCACAAAUGUUACAGUGAUAGAGGAACUGAGGAGCAUCCUGGAUAACAACAGCUACCCCUUCCCCAUCGACAGCAACACACUGAUCUCUGAGGUCAACAUCACCACAGUUUGCUCUCCAUUCGGGGCUGGGUUUCAAUGCACAUGUGAGGAUCCGUAUCGCUGGCCAUGUGACAAGUGUCUUCUGCAUGGGUCAUGUGACAACAUCACUGAUGAGACGUGUGGAUGCAUCAAUGCCCUUCCCCCUGAUGAAGAAUACUGCCAGCUCUCCCAACUCAUCAAUACAACUUGUCCUAUCACGACUUCUGCACCUCCGUCCACCACUUCUACACCUCCAUCUACAACUUCUCCACCUCCAUCAACCACUUCUCCACCUCCAUCAACGAGUAGGGCUUUGAAAAGAGUUGGCUUCCUAGCAAACAUCAAAUACACACGUCCUAACCUAAUGUAUUUGAAAUGGAUACUUUCACACGAUGCACCUGUUCUCACUGCAGGUCCUCCAGUGGUUUAUGUGUACCUGACUACUAUCGAGUUGCAAACCACAAAUGUUACAGUGAUAGAGGAACUGAGGAGCAUCCUGGAUAACAUCAGCUACCCCUUCCCCAUCGACAGCAACAUACUGAUCUCUGAGGUCAACAUCACCACAGUUUGCUCUCGAUUUUGGGCUGGGUUCCAAUGCAGAUGUGAGGAUCCGUAUCGCUGGCCAUGUGACAAGUGUCUUCUGCAUGGGUCAUGUGACAACAUGACUGAUGAGACGUGUGGAUGCAUCAAUGCCCUUCCCCCUGAUGAAGAAUACUGCCAGCAACAAAUCCCACUCAGUACGUUCUAA